AUGCAGCUCCUCGUGCUCCUCUGCACUGCCUCUGCCCUCGCCCAGGGGCUCACCAGACUGCCCUUGGAAAGGGGGAAGAAGCUGCGAGAGAUCCUCAGGGAGAAGGAUUUGCUGUGCCAGUUCUUCCAGGACCAUCACUAUGACAUUGGCACCAAAUUCCCACAUGCUUUUCCCAAUGGAACCAAAAUGGCCGUGGAGCCCCUGCUGAACGCCCUGGACGUGGAGUAUUAUGGGACCAUCUCCAUUGGCACCCCACCACAGGACUUCUCCGUGGUCUUCGACACCGGCUCCUCCAACCUCUGGGUUCCCUCUGUCUCCUGCACCAGCCUGGCUUGUCAAACCCACCAGGUGUUUGACCCCUCCAAGUCCUCAACCUACAGGAGCACGGGGCAGAGCCUGUCCAUCCACUACGGCACUGGGGAGAUGGAGGGAACUGUGGGCUCCGACACCGUCACCGUUGCAUCUCUGGUGGACACCAACCAGCUCUUUGGCUUGAGCACCGCGGAGCCCGGCGAGUUCUUUGUCCAUGUCAAAUUCGACGGGAUCCUGGGCUUGGGAUUCCCAAACCUGGCAGCUGGUGGGAUCACGCCGGUCUUUGACAACAUGGUGAAUGAGAGCUUGGUGCAGGAGAACCUCUUCUCAGUCUACCUGUCCCAUGAGGCAACAGGGAGUGUGGUCAUCUUCGGGGGCGUCGAUGAGUCCUGUUUCACCGGCUCCAUCCGCUGGAUCUCCGUCUCUUACCAGGGCUACUGGCAGAUCUCCAUGGACAGCAUCAUCGUGAACAGCCAGGAGGUUGCCUGCAGUGGUGGCUGCCAGGCCAUCAUCGACACCGGCACGUCCCUUGUGGCCGGGCCACCCUUGGGCAUCAGCAACAUCCAGAGGGCACUUGGGGCCAGGCAGGACAGCAAUGGAGAGCACAGUGUGAACUGCAGCUCCGUUCCUGCCAUGCCUGAUGUCAUCUUUGUCAUCGAUGGUCUCCAGUACCCUGUGUCUGCCUGGGCUUACACUGAGCAGCACGACCCAGGAUCCUGCACAAGCAGCUUCCAGACCACCUCUGGAGACCUUUGGAUCCUGGGAGACGUCUUCCUCAGGGUGUACUACAGCAUCUUUGACCGGGCCAACAACCGCGUGGGACUGGCCAGGGCUGUUUAGAGCCACCCUGGUGAUGUGGUUUCACCUCCUGCCAGACCACAGCCGUGGGUCUGGGCACAAAUAAAGUGCUGAUGGUUCAGA
Pipra filicauda (Wire-tailed manakin) is the source of this 1233-nucleotide messenger RNA. RefSeq names its product embryonic pepsinogen-like. The coding region runs from base 1 to 1152 and encodes 383 amino acids. Gene Ontology annotation, biological process: proteolysis. Gene Ontology annotation, molecular function: aspartic-type endopeptidase activity. NCBI's taxonomy places the organism in Eukaryota, Metazoa, Chordata, Aves, Passeriformes, Pipridae. The transcript has 9 exons. The record is from RefSeq and is a predicted model, not a curated record.